Vigna unguiculata (cowpea) is the source of this 2238-nucleotide messenger RNA. RefSeq lists its product as uncharacterized. Gene Ontology annotation, molecular function: protein dimerization activity. The record is from RefSeq and is a predicted model, not a curated record. Lineage: Eukaryota; Viridiplantae; Streptophyta; Magnoliopsida; Fabales; Fabaceae.
AUGAGUAGACCUAAUCAAGCUAUUGAACAAGAAGAUGAAACAAAACCCCUUUGGAGAUAUUUUACAAAGAUAAGAAAAACUCCUGGUGGUGGAAAUUAUAUGGUCAACUGUACUUUGUGUGAUUUUGAAUUUAAUGGAUCUUACACUCGAGUGAGAGCUCAUCUCUUAAAAAUUAAGGGAGAAGGGGUUAGAGUUUGUCCAAAAGUGAAUCCGACAAAACUUGCUGAGCUUAAAAGAUUGGAUAAUGAAGCAACUUUGAAAAUUGAAAAUUCAAAGAAGAAAAAGGUCUCUCUACGACCUGUAUCUGAGGAAAGAAAGCAGACAAGCAGUGGUGGUGUUCACCAAAAACUCAAGGGUCCUCUAGAAGCUUCUUUCAACAUUCAAGCUAGAGAUGCUCUUGAUUGUGAAAUUGCAAGGAUGUUUUAUUCUUCAGGAUUACCAUUUCAUCUCGCAAGAAGUCCUUAUUAUAGGAGUGCCUUUUCUUACGCUGCCAAUACUUCUAACCUUAGUGGAUAUGUACCACCAUCAUAUAAUAAAUUGAGAGGUCCACUGCUUAAUAAAGAAAGAGCUCAUGUAGAAAAUCUUCUGCAACCUAUAAAGAAUUCAUGGAAGCCAAAAGGUGUGACAAUUGUUAGCGAUGGAUGGAGCGACCCUCAAAGAAGACCUCUUAUCAAUUUUAUGGCUAUCAAUGAGAGUGGACCAAUGUUUUUGAAAGCAAUAGAUGGAUCUAGUGAGACAAAAGACAAGGAUUUUAUUGCCAAACACAUGAGAGAUGUAAUUAUGGAAGUUGGACCACAAAACGUGGUACAAAUUAUCACAGACAAUGCAGCAAUAUGUAAGGCAGCAGGUAUGAUCAUAGAAUCAGAAUUUUCUUCAAUAUAUUGGACUCCUUGUGUAGUGCACACCUUGAAUCUUGCAUUGAAAAAUAUUUGUGCAGCAAAAAAUACAAAAAGAAAUAGUGAUCUUUAUGAAGAAUUUUAUUGGAUCUCACAGAUUGCUGAUGAUGCUACAUUUAUUAAAAACUUCAUUAUGGGGCACUCUAUGAGAUUAUCAAUGUUUAAUAACUUCAAUUCAUUGAAGUUUCUUUCUGUUGCUCCAACGAGAUUUGCUUCAACCAUCAUCAUGCUUAAAAGAUUUAGAACCUUGAAAAGAGGACUCCAACAGAUGGUAAUUAGUAAUGAAUGGUCUGAUUACAAAGAGGAUAACGUUGAUAAUGCACGAACAGUCAAAGAAACUUUAUUGAAUGAUAAUUGGUGGAUGAAGGUUGACUACAUACUUGCUUUUCCUGCCCCUAUUUAUGAUGUUAUCAGAAAAACAGAUACAGAUAUGGCUACUCUUCAUUUAGUGUAUGAGAUGUGGGAUUCAAUGAUUGAAGAUGUGAGGAAGAUUAUAUACCAACAUGAAGGAAAGGCACAAGUUGAACAUUCAUCUUUUUUUGAGGCAGUAAACUCAGUAUUAAUUGAUCGUUGGACUAAGAGUAGCACAUCUCUUCAUUGUCUUGCUCAUUCUUUAAAUCCAAGAUAUUAUAGUGAUGAAUGGUUAAAUGAAGAUUCACAAAGAGUUGCCCCACAUGAAGAUGCAGAACUUACUCAUGAAAGGAAAAAAUGUUUUAUGAAGUACUUUGAUGAUGUGGAUGUAAGGAGACAAGCAAAUUUAGAGUUUGCAAACUUUUCAAAUGAAAGAGAAGAUUUUGCAGAUCCCGACGCUAUAAGGGAUAGAACUAAAAUGGAUGCAAAAUCAUGGUGGAUUAUUCAUGGAUCUCAAGCACCAAUACUUCAAAAGAUAGCUCUUAAGCUACUUGGACAACCUUCUUCUUCUUCUUGUUGUGAAAGGAAUUGGAGUACCUACUCUUUUAUACAUUCUUUGAAAAGAAAUAAGAUGACUCCCAAAAGGGCAGAAGAUUUAGUAUUUAUCCAUAGUAAUCUCCGUCUUCUCUCAAGAAACUCCUCAAAGUAUAGAGAAGAGGAAACUAAAUUGUGGGAUAUUGGAGGAGAUGACUUUUCAUUGGAAGACAGCAAAAUUCUUCAGAUUGCUAGUCUAUCUCUUGAUGAACAAGAAUUAGAAGAAGCAUUUUUCAAUGAAAAUGAACAAAUGAGAAGCAAACAUGAGAAGGCCCUCAAAUAUCCAUAUACACCAAUUCUAAAGGAUGACUGCAUUUGGUUUGAGACAUAUCAAAAGAUGCAUAACCCAUAUGUGCAUGCCAAAUGGGAACAAGAUCAGAGUUCACAGAGGCAGUAG